UGAGUUUUAUACAGACUGUUCCUUCUCUGCUAAGGAGUGUGGAAGCAUCCCAGCUCCAGUGCAGGAUAAACCACACAGCCAUCCGGACCGGCUCCGACACCGGACAUACAGACAGACAGGCAGCACACACAGGUGAGGACUGAGGUGAGAGGACAAAGAUGAUGAUGAUGCAAUCUGGCCUGGAUGACACGGCUAAGCUGAGGAUGUUGCAGGCUAAGGCUCUGUCUAAGGAGGUCAGAGGAGAGGGUCUGAACCUGGGGAAGAAGAUGAGCGUUCCAAAAGACGUGAUGAUGGAGGAGCUCAAUCUUCCAUCUAAUCGAGGCUCUCGCAUGUUUCAGGAGAGACAGAAGAGGGUGGAAAGGUUCACACUGGAGAAUGCUGCCAAUGGUGCUUACAACACCAUCAAUGCCCAUCCAGAGGCCGUUCCUCCUCCGCAGAUCAUCCAAGAGCCACAGGGAGGAAAGGAGAACCAGGCUUUCUCCAUCCCUGGUAAGCAUAGCCUGGUCAUGAACCUUCAGAAGACUGUAGCAAAGAAAGGCAGUCCUGAUGUCCUCGCUCCAGGAUAUUCUGGCCCUCUGAAGGAAAUUCCUCAUGAGAAGUUCAACACAACAGUAAUCCCCAAAUCCUACUCUUCCCCUUGGAGGGAAGCUUUGGGAGACAGGGAAGAGCUCCUGGCUGUCCUCAGUAGCCAGCUGCCCCAGCUCCCACACAGACAACAGCCUGCCAACUACAGGUGCUUCAACAGAUCUGCCAUGCCAUUCGGGGGCGGUAUGGCCAGCAAGAGGGUGAUCCCAGUGAUUGGCUUUGAGGCAGUGGAAGCCCAAAACCUGCCCAGCAUCGCUCUGGAAAACAUGUGUCGACGGCCCAAUUUCAACAGAGCACCCCGGGGAUGGGGAGCUGAUUACUCCCCAGAAUCUAAUGAACUAUGAAAAAAAAAAAAGCUGAUAAGCUAAAGACUGAUAUAUGCUUGCUCCUCUCCUCCUACAAAUGAAAGAUCCAUGUUUAUCAGUAGAUACUGCAGGGGAGAGGGAAAAGAAAAAAAACACUCCUGCAUGAUAUAGCAAGUGCUUUGCUACUGCUGAGUGGUUUGACCAGCUGAGGCUAACUCGGGAUAAUGGAAUCAACAGUUCAUUACCAGUCGAGUCCAGGCAGGACAAUGCCGCCACAGGCCGCUCAGUCCUACCUAUCCUUCCUUUGCUCUUAGCAGUAUCUUAUCCAAUCGAUGACCAGACUUCUUGUUGUGUUUUUCCAACCCCCCC
This is a messenger RNA of Thunnus maccoyii (southern bluefin tuna), 1259 nucleotides long. It is a transcript of the gene myoz3a, whose product is annotated as myozenin 3a. Gene Ontology annotation, cellular component: Z disc; actin cytoskeleton. The record is from RefSeq and is a predicted model, not a curated record. The coding region runs from base 159 to 929 and encodes 256 amino acids. Lineage: Eukaryota; Metazoa; Chordata; Actinopteri; Scombriformes; Scombridae. The transcript has 6 exons. Gene Ontology annotation, molecular function: FATZ binding; actin binding; telethonin binding.